AUGGCGACGCAUUUCCUCGAAGACCCGCGACUGCGCCAGCGCUGGAACCAGAUCUCCCACAAUGCUGGAGAGGUGACGGAGAAUGCCGCCGCCGGUAUUUGGAGUUUCCAGCAUCACUACAUCAAUCCCUGCCUUGCCGCCCUCGCCAGCUCAUUAGAACAGUGCGCCACUCCCUGUCUAGGCGAUCGAGAAGAGCGGGCCAGACGCCGGCGAGAGCGAGAUCGCGCGGGAGGACGGGCAGAAUACAGUUUCGACUUUUAUGACGACUGGUACGCUGAGGAUCAGGAUGGCGGCUUCCUGGGUGGUUGGAGCAAUGAUGACUGGGAUCGCCUGCUCGCAGGCACAGGGUCCCAACGAAAGCACGCCGGCGGCGAGGUGCAAGACCAACCCAAAAGAAAGCGAGGAAUGAGCUACGGUACACGAGGCAGAAGCACCAAAGUGUCGGAAUCCGAUCCAACAAUCAUCCCAAGUACACAGCCCAUUGGCUUCUUGGGCAAGCUGCCGUGGAAGUUGGGCAAGACGCUCCGAUACAAGCCCAGCGCGGCCGAUCUGCAAGAUCAUCCCCGACAGCAUGACGAGAUGGGUAUGGGCGAGGCCGAGCCUCUUCUUGGAAACGACGACUCAGACGACGACAUCUAUCAAAGUCGCUUUGCCAAGACUAGAAAUCGGAGCGGGACGACAGGGUCGGGGGACACGUCGGACUCGUAUCGGUCAAGGGGCGACCUGUUCCCCAGUGAUGGCGAAGGGGAAGAGGAUGCUGUGCCGUUGGAUGACGAGUUCAUGGUGUUGGACAAGGUCCGAGACGACCGAAGCAGCAGCAGAACGAAGGCCAGCAAGGGCAAGCGCCGUGCAGACGGGCGCCCGAUAUCGCGGACGGUUUCGAGAGCAACAAUCGACUCGAACCACUCAUUUCUCGGCCCAGGACCUCGAAGAGACUCAAUCAGCAUACCCGACACCCCAGAUACGCCUCGUGCCCCGUCGAUGGAGGAUCUUCAGCGGGAGGAAGAGCGCAUCCAGCGAGAAGAGGACGAAGAAGUUGAACGCAAGCGGCGUGCUGCAUCGCAGCUUGCAUCAGAACGCGGCCUGCAUGAUAGCGGGUCCGAAGUGGUUUCUUCUGAGGGCAUCUCGGAGGUGAAAACCGUCGAAGUGGGAUAUGCGUCAGAGGCUCCGAGUCAGGAGGCGUCGCCACCCGAACCGACGGUCGAAAUAACGAACAGUAACGAAGCGCCGGUAAUCCGGACUACGACGCAAGCAGGACAGUUUAUACCAACCGAGGAAUUUGUUCCCGCACGGUUACCGAGCUUCAGGUAG
This is a messenger RNA of Colletotrichum siamense, 1311 nucleotides long. RefSeq lists its product as uncharacterized. The record is from RefSeq and is a predicted model, not a curated record. NCBI's taxonomy places the organism in Eukaryota, Fungi, Ascomycota, Sordariomycetes, Glomerellales, Glomerellaceae. The transcript has a single exon. The coding region runs from base 1 to 1311 and encodes 436 amino acids.